AUGAGUACAACCAGUGAAGCUUUGAAAAAUAUCAAAAAUAAACAGAGGAGGCAGAAGGUAUACACAGACAUUAAAAAGCAAAAGGAAAAAGAACGUCAUAAGUUAAGAGCUGAAAGAGCUGAAGAAGAAAGAUUAAAUCCUGAAUUGAAAGAAAUAAGAAUUGCUCAAAAUGUACCAGAUACGAUUGACUCCAAAAGAAUAUACGAUGAAACUAUAACUCAAGAAAUAGAAGGAAAUGAUGAAUUUGAAGAAUAUUUUCAAAAUUUAACAAAGGACCCAAAAAUAUUGUUAACAACAUCAAUAGGCGCUAAAAAGCCUGCUUAUGAAUUUGCAGAUAUGUUAAUGGAUUUCUUACCAAACGUCACUUUCAUAAAAAGGAAGAAAGAAUAUGAUAUUCAUCGAAUUUCUGAAUUUUGUUCGAAUAGAGAAUAUACUACAUUAAUGAUAAUAAAUGAGGAUAAGAAGAAAGUAACUGGUUUGACAAUUAUAAAUUUACCCCAAGGUCCUACUUUUUAUUUUUCAAUAAGUUCAAUAAUUGACGGUAAAAGAAUAAAAGGUCAUGGUAGAGCAACUGAUCAUCUACCUGAAUUAGUAUUAAAUAAUUUCAAUACAAGAUUAGGUAAAACCAUAGGAAGAUUAUUUCAAUCCAUAUUCCCUCAUCAACCUGAAUUACAAGGUAGACAAGUUAUUACAUUACACAAUCAAAGAGAUUAUAUUUUUUUAAGAAGACAUAGAUAUGUUUUUAGAAAUGAAGAAAAAGUCGGAUUACAAGAAUUAGGACCACAAUUCACUUUAAAAUUAAGAAGAAUGCAAAAGGGUAUUAGAGGAGACAUAAUAUGGCAAUUUAAACCAGAUAUGGAAAGGGAUAAAAAGAAGUUUUACUUAUAG
Lodderomyces pseudojiufengensis is the source of this 888-nucleotide messenger RNA. It is a transcript of the gene RPF1, whose product is annotated as rRNA-binding ribosome biosynthesis protein. Lineage: Eukaryota; Fungi; Ascomycota; Pichiomycetes; Serinales; Debaryomycetaceae. The transcript has a single exon. Gene Ontology annotation, molecular function: rRNA primary transcript binding. Bases 1 to 888 code for a protein of 295 amino acids. The record is from RefSeq and is a predicted model, not a curated record. Gene Ontology annotation, cellular component: preribosome, large subunit precursor; nucleolus. Gene Ontology annotation, biological process: maturation of LSU-rRNA; maturation of 5.8S rRNA.